Phaedon cochleariae (mustard beetle) is the source of this 1008-nucleotide messenger RNA. The record is from the annotation of a GenBank genome assembly. NCBI's taxonomy places the organism in Eukaryota, Metazoa, Arthropoda, Insecta, Coleoptera, Chrysomelidae.
AUGUCGUACCAUAUGGAUGAGAAGAAAUAUGCUCUGCAUAAAGCAGUACAGAGCCGUAAUAUAAGAAAAAUCAAAAUCCUGCUAUCUCAAACUGAAGAUAUCAAUGCAAAAGACGAAAACGGAGAAACGGUGCUCCUUAUUGCUAGCGAACAUGAGAGGCACGAUGAUUAUGAUUCUGUUAUGGAAUUGCUAUUGAGUCAUGAAAAGAUCGAUCCUACAGUGACCAAUCAACAUGCUUGCAAUGUUCUACAUAAUUUGGCAUACAAAGGAAAUAUAACUUGGAUUAAAAAAAUACUGGAGAAAUUCCCGAAUAUGAAUGUAGAUGAAGAAAAAGAUGAUCUCAAUACACCUCUGACUUUGGCUGCAAAAAACAAUCAAUUGGAUGUCAUCAAAUACCUGCACAGCAAAGGUGCAGAUAUAAAUCAUGAAAAUAAAAAAAAAUUCACUGCCCUCGUCUAUGCAGCUUCUGAUGGUUAUGAGGAACUCACAAAGGAGCUAUUGGAGUUGGGUGCUGAUGUUGAUCAUAGAGAUGGUUAUGGUUUCACACCACUUAUUCGUGCUGCCGGCUGGGGUUACACGAGAAUAUGCGAAAUUCUUCUGGGCUACCAUGCAAAUAUAAAUACAAUAAGCAAUCGUGGACAAACAGCACUAACACGAUCAAUUCGAGCUGGAGCAGUUGAAACUGUAAAGCUCUUGUUAGAGAAUCAUGCAGAUCCUAAUUACGUCAAUGCCUAUGAAAUUGACAAAUGUUUCACUCCUCUUACUUCUGCAAGUCACUUGAAAAAUGUGGAAAUUAUGGAACUUUUGAUUGAAUAUGGUGCCGAAGUCAAUUAUCCAAAACCAUCAUAUUCACUACCUCUUUCCAUAUGUAUAAAACACGGAUUUACUAGAGGAGUAGAAGUACUCCUAGCAGCUGGCGUUCAUGUAGCUGACUCUGCUUUGAGAUCAGCCCAGCAAUAUGGGCGCCAUGACAUCAUUGAACUAUUGGAGAGUCACCGAAAGAAUUAA